AGAAUCAAAGCAAAGAACAAUUUAGGAAUACCCAAUAGUACCAAAAACUACAUAUUGCCAUGGUAGCAAAACAAAAAUCAAAUAUUGUACCUCCUUUUGUUUCUUGUCAAAGAAUCCACCCAAACAAUCCCAAAUUCCAUUCCCUUUUUGGUCAACUUUCACAUUUUCAUUCCAAUCCCAAAAAAUAUAUUCAAUCUCAAUAUUAAAAUUGCGAGAUACUACUAAAUACACAUUUAAAACUUUUAUUUUUAUGUUAAUUGUGAAUAUCAAAUCAAAUACUCCAUAGUCUUAAAAAAAUUAAAUAAAAGAUUUUUUUCUUUAUUUUUUAAGGAAAAUAAAAUAGUUUAAAAAUAAGGAAAGUUUAAUAAGAAGAAAGAGUAGAAGAGGGAAAUGAAAUUUAGAUUUUGCGCUCAUAACAAUUGGACCACUCUCUUCAACAAAGCGCGCAACCUCAUCGCUACUCAACGCGCCGCCGCAUCCACCGCCGCUACCUCCGCCAUGGCUGACAUUAAAAUCCAAAAAACGAAACUCUGCAUCAUCGGAAGUGGUCCUUCCGCUCACACCGCCGCCGUAUACGCCGCCCGUGCCGAACUCAAACCAGUCCUCUUCGAAGGAUGGAUGGCCAACGACAUCGCUCCCGGCGGUCAACUCACAACCACCACCGACGUCGAGAAUUUCCCCGGUUUUCCCGACGGAAUCCUCGGUGGCGAACUCAUGGAACGCUGCCGCCAACAAUCUGUUCGUUUCGGUACUGAGAUCUUCACCGAGACAGUUUCCAAGGUCGAUUUCUCAUCUCGUCCUUUUAGGGUUUUUACUGAUUCAAGAACCGUUGAAGCUGAUUCCGUUAUCGUCGCUACCGGUGCUGUUGCGAAACGGUUACCGUUUACUGGCUCUGGUGAUGGUCCUGGCGGUUUCUGGAACAAAGGGAUCUCAGCUUGUGCUGUUUGCGACGGCGCUGCUCCGAUCUUCAGAAACAAACCGUUGGCUGUAAUCGGAGGUGGUGACUCAGCUAUGGAGGAAGCAACGUUUUUAACAAAAUACGGUUCAGAAGUUUAUAUAAUUCACCGUAGGGAUACGUUUAGGGCUUCGAAGAUUAUGCAGAGUAAAGCUUUGAGCAAUAGUAAGAUUAAGGUGAUAUGGAAUUCGGCGGUGGUUGAGGCUUAUGGAGAUGGAGAGAAUAAGAAGCUUGGUGGUUUGAAGGUGAAGAAUGUGGUGACUGAAGAGGUUUCUGAUUUGAAGGUUUCUGGAUUGUUUUUUGCAAUUGGUCAUGAACCUGCAACUAAGUUUUUGGAUGGUCAAUUAGAACUUGAUUCUGAUGGAUACGUUGUGACGAAGCCUGGGACGACGAAGACUAGUGUUGAGGGAGUUUUUGCUGCUGGGGAUGUUCAGGAUAAGAAGUAUAGACAAGCUAUUACUGCUGCUGGAACUGGGUGCAUGGCAGCUUUGGAUGCAGAACAUUUCCUGCAAGAGCUUGGUUUACAACAGGAGAAAACGGAUUGACUAGCUAAGGGAUGUCCAGAACUCAGACGAUGCUUAAUUAGAAGCAAUGUUUGAUUUAUAUAAAGAAGAUUGAAAACAGUUCUUUAUGUACUCUGCUAUAAUCUUUAUUUGUUCGUUGUUAUUCAAAAUUGAUGGCGGAGUUAGACUUGCAUUAUUUUAGAAGCAUUGAAGCUCACAGACAUGCGUAUAUUUGUUUGAACUUACGAUUUAUUGGGUUAAUGGAAUGAAUUGGUUAUUGUGUUGAUGCAAA
Trifolium pratense (red clover) is the source of this 1750-nucleotide messenger RNA. RefSeq names its product thioredoxin reductase NTRB-like. Bases 391 to 1500 code for a protein of 369 amino acids. Gene Ontology annotation, molecular function: thioredoxin-disulfide reductase (NADPH) activity. The transcript is spliced from 2 exons. Gene Ontology annotation, biological process: removal of superoxide radicals. Lineage: Eukaryota; Viridiplantae; Streptophyta; Magnoliopsida; Fabales; Fabaceae. The record is from RefSeq and is a predicted model, not a curated record. Gene Ontology annotation, cellular component: cytoplasm.